AUGCUUUCCUCAACAACGUCAUUAAAAAUUGGUGGUAGUGGUCCAUCGGAACCAUUGACUCGUCUUGCAUGUAUUCGCCAGUGUCAAGAAACAGUUCAAGAAUUGGUGGAUAAACAACCAGAAAUCUGUGUGUGGUUUCAUCAAUUAACACGUCCCAUAGCACAUCACCCAAAUUAUCAACAACAACAAGCACAAAAUCUAGCUGAAAAGCGUACUCGUUUUGAAACAUUAUUAAACGAUAUAACAAUGCAAUUCAAUUCUUUAAGAUAUUUAUUUGUACGUCUUCGUGAAAUUCAUGAAUAUGUUCUAACACGUGAAUCAACAGCAACAACAACUAGUCCAGAACUAUCACGUUUAUUAAAACAAAAAUCAAUUUAUGAAGAAAUUCUCAAUGAAAAGCAAACUCAAUUAAAAAUUAUUAUUGAUACAGUACGUGAUAUAACUUAUCAGAUAAAUACAAUGAUUGAUUUACGUCAGGAUGGAACAAUUAAUACAUUGAUGAAUAAUGCCAAUACACAAGAAAAAUGA
Messenger RNA from Rotaria socialis, 528 nucleotides. The record is from the annotation of a GenBank genome assembly. NCBI's taxonomy places the organism in Eukaryota, Metazoa, Rotifera, Eurotatoria, Philodinida, Philodinidae.